CCGCCGGCCGGGCCUCCGACGCCCAGAAACACGCCGGAGACCUACUGAUCGUGGCCGAUCCGCGGAGGCAGAAAGGGAAGAUGGCGAACGACUCCCCUGCCAAAAGUCUGGUGGACAUAGACCUGUCCUCCCUGCGGGAUCCGGCGGGGAUUUUCGAGCUGGUGGAAGUGGUGGGAAAUGGCACCUACGGACAAGUCUAUAAGGGUCGACAUGUUAAAACAGGUCAGCUGGCAGCCAUCAAAGUUAUGGAUGUUACCGAGGAUGAAGAGGAGGAAAUCAAACUGGAGAUAAAUAUGCUGAAGAAAUAUUCUCAUCAUAGAAAUAUUGCAACGUAUUACGGUGCUUUCAUUAAAAAGAGCCCCCCAGGGCACGAUGACCAGCUUUGGCUCGUUAUGGAGUUCUGUGGGGCCGGAUCCAUCACAGACCUGGUGAAGAACACCAAGGGCAACACGCUAAAGGAAGACUGGAUAGCCUACAUCUCCAGGGAGAUCCUGCGGGGCCUGGCCCAUCUCCACAUCCAUCACGUGAUCCACCGCGACAUCAAGGGCCAGAAUGUGCUGCUGACCGAGAACGCAGAGGUGAAGCUGGUGGACUUCGGGGUGAGUGCCCAGCUGGACAGGACCGUGGGGAGGAGGAACACGUUCAUAGGCACCCCAUACUGGAUGGCCCCUGAGGUCAUUGCCUGUGACGAGAACCCGGACGCCACCUACGAUUACAGGAGUGACCUCUGGUCCUGUGGCAUCACUGCCAUUGAGAUGGCUGAAGGCGCUCCCCCUCUCUGCGACAUGCAUCCCAUGAGAGCCCUGUUUCUCAUCCCCCGGAAUCCUCCUCCCCGGCUGAAGUCCAAAAAAUGGUCCAAGAAGUUUUUUAGUUUUAUAGAAGGAUGCCUGGUGAAGAAUUACAUGCAGCGGCCCUCCACCGAGCAGCUUCUGAAGCAUCCUUUCAUUAGGGAUCAGCCGAACGAAAGGCAGGUUAGAAUCCAGCUUAAGGACCAUAUAGACCGGACCAGGAAGAAGAGAGGAGAGAAAGAUGAAACCGAGUAUGAGUACAGUGGGAGUGAGGAAGAGGAGGAGGAGGCGCCUGAGCAGGAGGGCGAGCCCAGCUCCAUCGUCAACGUGCCGGGGGAGUCGACGCUGCGCCGGGACUUCCUGCGGCUCCAGCAGGAGAACAAGGAGCGCUCCGAGGCCCUGAGGAGGCAGCAGCUCCUGCAGGAGCAGCAGCUCCGCGAGCAGGAGGAGUAUAAACGGCAGCUGCUGGCGGAGAGGCAGAAGCGGAUCGAGCAGCAGAAGGAGCAGAGGCGGCGGCUGGAAGAGCAACAGAGGAGAGAGCGGGAAGCCAGAAGGCAGCAGGAACGUGAGCAGCGGAGGAGGGAACAGGAGGAGAAGAGGCGGCUGGAGGAGCUGGAGAGACGACGGAAGGAGGAGGAGGAGCGGAGGCGGGCGGAGGAGGAGAAGAGGAGAGUGGAGAGGGAGCAGGAAUACAUCCGACGGCAGCUGGAAGAGGAACAGCGUCACCUGGAACUGCUUCAGCAGCAGCUGCUCCAGGAGCAGGCCAUGCUACUGGAGUGCCGCUGGCGGGAGCUGGAGGAGCACCGGCAGGCAGAGCGGCUCCAGAGGCAGCUGCAGCAAGAACAAGCCUAUCUCCUGUCUCUACAGCACGACCCCCGGAGGCCGCCCCCGCCGCCAGACAGGAGCAAGGCUGGCCUGCACGAGCCCAAGGCCCCGCACGAGCCCGCUGACCGGGCCCGCGAGGUGGAAGAUAGAUUUAGGAAAACUAACCACAGCUCCCCCGAAGCCCAGUCUAAGCAGACGGGCCGAGUAUUGGAACCUCCAGUGCCUUCCAGAUCAGAGUCUUUUUCCAGUGGCAGCUCCGAGUCUGUGCACCCUGCCCUGCAGAGACCCGCCGAGCCACAGGUACAGUGGUCCCACCUGGCAUCUCUCAAGAACAAUGUUUCCCCUGUCUCGAGAUCCCAUUCCUUCAGUGACCCUUCUCCUCCCAAAUUUGCACACCACCAUCUUCGCUCUCAGGACCCCUGCCCACCUUCCCGCAGUGAGGUGCUCAGUCAGAGUUCUGACUCUAAGGCGGAGGUGCCCGACCCAGCCCAGAAGGCUUGGUCUAGAUCAGACAGUGACGAGGUGCCUCCAAGGGUCCCUGUGAGAACAACGUCACGGUCCCCCGUCCUGUCCCGCCGGGAUUCCCCACUGCAGGGCAGUGGGCAGCAGAGUAACCAAGCUGGUCAGAGAAACUCCACCAGUAGCAUCGAGCCAAGGCUGCUCUGGGAGAGAGUGGAGAAGCUGGCGCCCAGGCCAGGCAGUGGCAGCUCCUCGGGGUCCAGCAACUCAGGGUCCCAGCCCGGCUCCCACCCAGGGUCUCAGAGUGGCUCCGGGGAGCGCUUCAGAGUGAGAUCAUCAUCCAAAUCUGAAGGCUCGCCAUCUCAGCGCCUUGAAAACGCAGCAAAAAAGCCUGAAGAUAAAAAGGAAGUGUUUAGACCUCUCAAGCCUGCUGGUGAAGUGGACCUGACGGCGCUGGCCAAAGAGCUGCGGGCCGUGGAGGACGUGCGGCCGCCGCACAAGGUGACGGACUACUCCUCCUCCAGCGAGGAGUCGGGGACGACGGACGAGGAGGACGACGACGCGGAGCAGGAAGGGGCCGAGGAGCCCACGUCUGGCCCGGAGGACACCAGAGCCGCAUCAUCUCUGAACUUGAGCAACGGUGAAACGGAGUCCGUGAAAACCAUGGUUGUCCAUGACGACGUGGAGAGUGAACCAGCCCUGACCCCGUCCAAAGAGGGCACGCUGAUCGUCCGCCAGAGUGCAGUUGACCAAAAGCGCGCCAGCCAUCAUGAGAGCAAUGGCUUUGCGGGUCGCAUUCACCUCUUGCCAGAUCUCUUACAGCAAAGCCAUUCCUCCUCCACUUCCUCCACCUCCUCUUCCCCAUCCUCCAGCCAGCCGACACCCACCAUGUCCCCACAGACACCCCAGGACAAGCUCACUACUAAUGAGACUCAGUCCGCUAGUAACACACUCCAGAAACACAAAUCUUCCUCCUCCUUUACACCUUUUAUAGACCCCAGAUUACUACAGAUUUCUCCAUCUAGCGGGACAACAGUGACUUCUGUGGUGGGGUUUUCCUGUGAUGGAAUGAGACCCGAGGCCAUGAGGCAAGAUCCUACGCGGAAGGGCUCAGUGGUCAAUGUCAAUCCCACUAACACUCGGCCCCAGAGCGACACGCCAGAGAUUCGCAAAUACAAGAAGAGGUUUAACUCUGAGAUCCUGUGCGCUGCCUUGUGGGGAGUGAACUUGUUGGUGGGUACUGAGAGUGGCCUGAUGCUGCUGGACAGAAGUGGCCAAGGGAAGGUGUAUCCUCUGAUCAACAGAAGGCGAUUUCAGCAGAUGGACGUCCUGGAAGGCUUGAACGUCUUGGUGACGAUAUCUGGCAAAAAGGAUAAGUUACGUGUCUACUAUUUGUCCUGGUUAAGAAAUAAAAUACUUCACAACGACCCAGAGGUUGAGAAGAAGCAGGGCUGGACGACAGUGGGGGACCUGGAAGGCUGUGUGCAUUAUAAAGUUGUAAAAUAUGAAAGGAUCAAAUUUCUGGUCAUUGCUUUGAAGAACUCUGUGGAAGUCUACGCGUGGGCACCCAAGCCAUAUCACAAAUUCAUGGCCUUUAAGUCGUUUGGCGAGCUGGUGCACAAGCCGUUGCUGGUGGAUCUCACUGUUGAGGAAGGCCAGAGGCUGAAAGUGAUCUAUGGAUCCUGUGCUGGAUUCCAUGCUGUUGAUGUGGACUCGGGAUCGGUCUAUGACAUUUACCUACCAACACACGUAAGAAAGAACCCACACUCUAUGAUCCAAUGCAGCAUCAAACCCCACGCGAUCAUCAUCCUCCCCAACACAGACGGCAUGGAGCUCCUGGUGUGCUAUGAAGAUGAAGGGGUUUACGUAAACACGUAUGGGAGGAUCACCAAGGACGUGGUUCUGCAGUGGGGAGAGAUGCCGACGUCUGUAGCAUAUAUUCGAUCCAAUCAGACGAUGGGCUGGGGAGAAAAGGCCAUAGAGAUCCGAUCUGUGGAAACUGGCCACUUGGAUGGCGUGUUUAUGCACAAAAGGGCUCAAAGGCUGAAGUUCUUGUGUGAACGCAAUGACAAGGUGUUCUUUGCCUCGGUCCGGUCUGGGGGCAGCAGCCAGGUUUACUUCAUGACUCUCGGCAGGACCUCUCUUCUGAGCUGGUAGGAGUGGCGGGCUAGGCUGCGGCCCCGGAGGUGUCGACCAUGAGAACCCGGAGAUCCUGGCAACUGGAGUGCGGAGCUGCCCGGGCCGCGUGGGCAGGGGUCUCCUCCCUGCCCCCACCCGCUCUUACCAGUCAUCCCCAUUCUCUUCUUGUCCUGUUCGAAAUAAAUCGAGGCUGCAUCGCAGCUGGUGCUGUUGAGACUGCCAUCAGGUGCUAUCCGUGCUGGGAUGGAGCGGCGGGCAGAACGCAUGCGCAUUCCCUCCAGCUCCAGCGUUCCUUGUCUGCGGCUCCAUGCUGGGGCGUCUGCGGGUGGAGACCAGACGCUGGUGGGGGGGGGUUGGCAGGUGUAAACGUGCGCUCGGAGGAGCAGGUCGCUGAAGCCAAGAGCAGAUUUAAUAUAGUAACAUUAACAACGUAUUUAAUUGACAUUUCUUUUUUUUUUUUUUUGUAAUGUGACCAUAUGUGGACAAAGAAGAAGGUGCAGGUUUAAGAAGUUAAUAUUUAUAAAAUGUGAAAGACACAGUUACUAGGAUAACUUUUUUGUGGGUGGGGCUUGGGAGGCGGGCGGGUGGGUUUAGCGACCCAUUUGGUUUCUUGGGAAUUUUUUUUUUUUUGGCCAAGAACUCAGUCGUUUUUCUGUGUACCAAGUUUUGCCUAAAAUCACGUGCAGAUGAUUCUUUUAAAAAAAAGGAAAAAGAAAGGGUGUGCAUUUGUAUCCUGCCCAGAACCUUGUUGUGUGACAGUAUUAGCGCUGCCUCGGUCAAAGGUUUAAUUUUUGUUUAAACCUGGAAGUGCAACAGCAGUUUCACCACGAUCGGCACUUGCAGAGGGGAAAAAAAUCUUUUUCAACCACGUGUUUAUUUUUUCGCCUACCUCAUUGUUUUUAAUGCAUUAAGAGGUGGUUUAGUUUCUAUGUCUUUGGAGAAAAACAUUAAUGUUUAACCUUAAUACCAAAAUGAUCCAAUUGAAGUUUGACUGUUAUUUUGUCACGUCUCAGUAGGCACAAGAGAAAUUGUCCCCGAAGGUGGGAAACAGCCAUGAGGCUUGUCCGCUGAUGGGCACGUCUGCUUUCUGAGCUGAGAAAGCAGAUCACGUCGUUUUCCACCAGAUUCAUCAGGGGUGGUGGUGGAUGGAUAGACGGCCAUUGCCCACAGCACGCGGGGCCUCGCUGUUCGCAGCUCGGAGUUUGCAGACAGGUGGUCAUAUGGGGGACAACCCCACGGACUGUCAACAGUGUUGCCGGAACCUUUCCUUGGGGCCGGGGGUGUUUCCCUUUUUCUAAAAAUGCAAUGCACUAAAACUAUUUUAAGAAUGUAGUUAAUACUGCUCAUUCAUAAGAUAGCAUCUUCCUGCGUUUCAGGUGUGAUAUCAGAGCCCUGGCUUCUCGAGUGCUCUCCCUUGCUCACUCUCUCUGCCCGCUCUCUCUGUUUUUUAAACCAGUUUUACUUUAUGAAUAUGUUCAUGACAUUUGUAAUAAAUGUCUUGGGUAAUAA
This is a messenger RNA of Bubalus bubalis (water buffalo), 5720 nucleotides long. RefSeq names its product mitogen-activated protein kinase kinase kinase kinase 4 (gene MAP4K4). Gene Ontology annotation, molecular function: protein kinase activity; ATP binding. Gene Ontology annotation, biological process: protein phosphorylation. Bases 81 to 4229 code for a protein of 1382 amino acids. The transcript is spliced from 33 exons. The record is from RefSeq and is a predicted model, not a curated record. Lineage: Eukaryota; Metazoa; Chordata; Mammalia; Artiodactyla; Bovidae.